AUGUCUACUCGAAUAUGGCAAGAAUUUUUUGUACGUGAAGAUGAGGAUGAGUUAUUAACAAUCACCAAAGAAAAUAAUACUUGUAGAAAACGUACAGACAAUUUAAUUAUGGGUUAUGUUAUACAUAUAUUUGUUCAGAAUAUCGGAAAUAUCCAUUAUGUAAAUUUCAAAUUGAAAGCAAAGCAGUCGUCUGAUGGUACAUAUAAGUUAUAUUUAUCAGGGUUUCAUGAUCAUCAACAACGGAAUACAACAAGUCGACUACCAUCACCAAUUCGUGAGAACAUUAUUAAACUGUCAGACAACGGCAUAAUAACAUCUCAAAUUAAUAAAGUAAUCAAAGCGUUACAUCCAGAUUUGUCUAUUGGUACAGAAGUUAUGUAUGUUGCUCGUGUUCAUCGUCAAAAAGAUCGUUCAAGUAUUAAAUUCAUUCAAGAUUUACCGCAGUGGUCAAUACGUCAGUUAUUAUCUGCAUGUAAAUAUUCAUCAGUACUGGCUAUUGAUUGCACUUACAAAAUAACAACAAAUGAAUUACCAUUAUUAGUAUUUGGAACAUCUGAUUAUAAUCGUCGAUUUUAUCCAAUGGGUAUUUGUUUAAUGUCAACAGACGAAUCAGCGAAUACAUUUCGUACAUUAUUUCGUGGUAUUCAACAAUGGGCAUCAGCAGUUAGUAAUCAAGCCUAUACAAUCUCGCAUGUUAUGGCUGAUGGAGCACCUGAUUUAACAAGUGCCAUGUCUGAAAUUCCAUUAGCAAAACGUUUAAUAUGCUGGUUUCAUAUGAUUCUCGAACAAUACAUUUUUAGUACGCAAUUAAUAUUUGACGAUCAAAUAUUUACAACAGCACCACAUCUUAUGUUAUUAAAAUGGUCGGCAGAUGCUGAAUUAAAUGAUUUUCGACAAUAUUUUGAACAAGAAUGGAUAUCAUCGUUACCGAAUUGGUAUGAAGGAGCCGCUUGUUUAGCACCAUCAACAAAUAAUGGACUAGAAUUACUUAAUGGUAGAAUUAAAAAAGAUUACACAUUAAGAAAUCGUCUUCCAUUAUCUGCAUUUUUAAAAACAGCAGAACGAAUGCUAACCGAUUGGUCAAAAGAUAGUGAAGAAAAACCAUUUCAGUUACAUAUUACGUAUAAAGAUGAUUUAAGAUUAAGUGCAUACUAG
Rotaria sp. Silwood2 is the source of this 1155-nucleotide messenger RNA. The record is from the annotation of a GenBank genome assembly. NCBI's taxonomy places the organism in Eukaryota, Metazoa, Rotifera, Eurotatoria, Philodinida, Philodinidae.